AUGCCUCGAAACGUGCAUUGCAAGGCCCAAAAACGCCCAAAAGCCGAUCUUCGCCACAUCAGCGGUUCCGACAACGCCGUCGCCGACGCUUUAUCCCGCGCUCCUACCUGUUCGGCUGUCACACUCCCAGCACCUUUGGACUUCAGCACCAUGGCCUCUGCCCAAAUUCGCGAUCCUAAGCUCGAGCAGCUCCGUUCCUCGUCUACGUUUUUGGAAUUUCAGGACGUGCACAUCCCUAACGUAGAUGUUACCUUAGCCUGCGAUGUCUCAACGGGCUCUCCUCGUCCUUUCGUCCCAGAAACCUUCCGACACGAAGUUUUCAAAGCUCUUCAUGCCACGUGCCACCCAGGAGUCCGAGCUACACAACGUCUCGUGUGCGAACGAUACGUCUGGUCAAACAUGCGCUCGGACGUUCGCUGUUGGACCCGUUCGUGCCUCGAGUGCCAGCUCUCCAAGAUCAGCCGUCACAUCAUUGCUCUAACUCGGCCUUUUCCUCCUCCCGCGUCCCGUUUCGAGCACGUACACAUGGACCUCGUCGGACCCCUGCCUCCAUCUCCCUCCAUCACGACAGACAGAGGCCGUCAAUUUGAGUCGAAGCUGUUUAACGACCUCCUGAAACUUCUUGGCAUGAAGCAACACCGAACUACGGCUUACCACCCCUCCAGCAAUGGCUUAGUUGAGCGGCUGCACCGCCAGAUAAAGGUUUCCGUCCGUGCUCAAUCCGACACCGCUCUGUGGGCUGAUCACAUGCCCCUCGUGUUACUUGGGCUGCGUACUGCUCUCAACACGGACCUUCAUUUUUUCCCGGCUGAGCUCGUUUAUGGCACUACCAUCCGCGUGCCCGGGGAAUUCUUCGCUGCAUCACCCCAACCUGCUGAUACCGACUCGUACCUUGCCCAGCUCCGAACCACCUUUCAGAAUCUCCGGUACACCCCUUCACGACUGUCUUCAGCCCGCCCCCCGUUCAUCCUCAAGGACAUCUUCCUUACAAUUCACGUCUUCAUCCGCAACGACGCCGUACACUCCUCGCUCCUCCCACCCUACCUCGGCCCUUACCAAGUACUCCGUCGUUCCGAGAAGUUUUUCAUCUGA
Ornithodoros turicata is the source of this 1092-nucleotide messenger RNA. RefSeq lists its product as uncharacterized. The record is from RefSeq and is a predicted model, not a curated record. Bases 1 to 1092 code for a protein of 363 amino acids. Gene Ontology annotation, molecular function: nucleic acid binding. The transcript has 2 exons. NCBI's taxonomy places the organism in Eukaryota, Metazoa, Arthropoda, Arachnida, Ixodida, Argasidae. Gene Ontology annotation, biological process: DNA integration.